AAAUGUAGCUAGCUUAAUGUAGCGCUUCACUGUUAGCACGGUGAAAGUUCAUCAGGAAGUUUGAACUCACGGUUGUUGGUUUCUGAAGUUUAACCACAAUGGCUCCGUUGAAGUUCUGUGCGAAUAUUUCCUGGCUGUUCACGGAGCUCCCCGACCUCAGCCAGAGAAUUUUAGCAGCUGCCGCGGCUGGAUUUCGGGCUGUGGAGGCAGCCUGGCCGUACGACUCGGACUUGCAGGAGCUUCAGAGAGUCAGAAAGGCCACAGGGGUGGAAGUCGUCCUCCUCAAUACCCCUCCAGGAGAUGUAAAGGCAGGUGAUCUUGGUCUUGGAGCAGUUCCUGGAAGAGAAUCAGAGUUCAGAGAGGGACUGGAUCUAAGUUUGAAGUAUGCCAGAGCUUUGGACUGCAAAAGGAUUCACCUGAUGGCUGGGAGGGUUCCUGUGGACUCCGACAGAGCGACGGUUACCAAGGAAAUGGAGGCUGUCUUUGUGCAGAACCUGAAAUAUGCUGCUGAUAUCCUUUCAAAGGAAGGAAUCACUGGAUUGAUUGAACCGAUCAACACUAGGAUUACAGACCCCACGUAUUUUCUGGAGUCUCCUCAUCAGGCAUCUGCGAUACUGGAGAAGGUUGGAAAGCCAAAUCUCAAACUGCAGAUGGACAUCUUUCACUGGCAAAUAAUGGAUGGAAACCUGACCCAAAACAUUCAGAAGUAUAUUUCUAUCAUUGGUCACGUUCAGGUUGCUCAGGUUCCCGGCAGAAAUGAGCCCGACAGCGACGGGGAGCUCAGUUACAACUACCUGUUCAACACACUGGAAAAUCUCGGCUACCAGGGUUAUAUCGGCUGUGAAUACAAGCCGCUGGGCUCCACAGACGAGGGUCUCGGUUGGAUCAAAGAAUACUGGACUCGCACAAAGUGCUGAGAGGAGGUGACGGAGCAUAAAGCUGUCAGAGUGUUGAGCCUGAUGGCACUUACUCUACCUGCAGCAAGCCCCUUUCCAUUUAACUUGGGACUUUGCACAGACUCCUGUGUCCUUAUAUUGCUUUAUAAAUAUGUCGUCCUCUCUAAAUCUGCUUCCACACUGUAGAGAGCAGUGAAUACAAAUUUGUUUUGCCUCAUCAGUGCUGGGUUUGUGCCGGUCAUGCACAUUUUUGUUCCUCGUUCAUCAGUGCACUCACUGAUUCAGUGUAGCUCUUCUUUAAAAUCAAAUUCAAGUAAUUUUUCCUGCUCUAUUUUUCUUGUAACGUCAGGUGGACGGAGCAUAAGAGCGGGGAGAGCUGCAAACUGCUUUUUUAAAGCAGUCUGUAAAUGAUUGUGACCGUUUAGGGAACAUCGGUCUGGAGGUGUUUGAGAUCAAAAGUGCUUCUUAAGAAAAAAAAAAAAUGGAAAAAAUAAAGCAGAAGAGCAUUGGAGCAAAAAAUAAAGAGAAUUAACCAUUAAUAUGAAUUCAAAUAAGGCAUUUUUUAAAAAUAAUUGCAACAUAAUCUUGAUUAAUACAGCACCACUUACGAAUGCAGGACUUGAUGCUUUGGCACUUGAGGAUGUGGCCUUCAGGGCUGAGGAAUGAAGAAAAUACUGAAGUGGAUUUUCUUUCUGAGACUUAAAACGGAGAGCUUAUAAAAGCAAAAAUCAAUCUUUCUUCAAUGUAAAAUAAUAUUUUCAGAAUUUAAUAAAAU
Molecule: messenger RNA, 1671 nt
Organism: Archocentrus centrarchus (flier cichlid)
Lineage: Eukaryota; Metazoa; Chordata; Actinopteri; Cichliformes; Cichlidae
Gene: hyi
Product: hydroxypyruvate isomerase
Exons: 8
Coding region: 99-917 (272 amino acids)
Biological process (GO): glyoxylate metabolic process
Molecular function (GO): hydroxypyruvate isomerase activity
Source: RefSeq, a predicted model, not a curated record